Messenger RNA from Thermothielavioides terrestris NRRL 8126, 1822 nucleotides. RefSeq lists its product as uncharacterized. Gene Ontology annotation, molecular function: acyltransferase activity, transferring groups other than amino-acyl groups. NCBI's taxonomy places the organism in Eukaryota, Fungi, Ascomycota, Sordariomycetes, Sordariales, Chaetomiaceae. Bases 100 to 1737 code for a protein of 545 amino acids. The transcript is spliced from 4 exons. Gene Ontology annotation, biological process: peptidoglycan turnover. The record is from RefSeq and is a predicted model, not a curated record.
ACCACUCGCAUCUCGCAUCCAAGUUGCCACUUGGACGGUGUGUGCAGCUGCCCACAUGACUUGGGGGGGCAACUUCGAUGACGAAUUUUCCGGCACCCGAUGGCAUCUUCGAAGCUUCUCGCAAAUAAGGCUGGCCUGAGGGGGAUUCUUCCCCGGCCAGGCUCAAGCCCUCCUCCGGACGGAAAUGCAGCGGGUCGGCGAGGAGUGACAUCCAUGCAAGACUCGCAAGCUUGCAUCCCGCUCUCGCAUUUGCUCAAGGACGGCGACAUCAUCCUGCUGUUGACACCCGCAAUCAUCCCCGGAGCGAGCCCUUUGAAUCGCAAUUCCAAGGAUCCGCCCAGCGAUCCCUUCGAGCCUCUCGGGAAGGCUCUGGCGAGGCGUCACCCGUGGGUCCGCCAUGUCCCAUAUGUCCCGCGGAACGGCAUUACCGGCACUCAUGUCGUACACAUCAGGUUAGCCACUGUGGUGAUCUUUGUUGUCUCGGGCCCUCCAAGUCACGGGCAACCGUCGCAGGUAGCCUUGGCCGAAAUCACACGAGCGCUCUGCGAGCAUCGCCCGCAAAUCAUUCUGACUUGCUGCGACAUGCAAACCCUGGGCCCGCUCGACAAGUCCUUCCCAACCGUCAUCGAGGCACCAAGCCUCGCCCCUUCAGACCUGGAAGCCGCUGCCGAUUUACUCAUUGGGGAGCCUCUAAAAUUGAGCCCCGUGGAACCGGACAUCCAACCCCCGAGGACCUGGCCUAUCGAGGUUUGGGAUGCAAGCCGGGACUGCUCCGAGGUCUUGGACCUGUGGCAUCAGUGCUUGCCUGAGGCGUUUCACCUAAGCCGUUACCAGUUCGAGUCGCUGCUGCGGCGCGACGGUUAUGCGAGGCAUUAUGUCGUGCGAGAACCUGCGAGCCCACGAGUGCUCGGUUUCUGCGCGACCUACACUACUUAUGCGGACAGCGGCGGCGAGCGGUUGCUCGGCUCCCUGGCCGUCCUCCUUGUCCAUCCCUCGUACAGACGACGAGGGAUCGGCCUGAGCCUGCACGACCAUGCGUUACGCCAACUUCGGAAGACGCGCGGCGUCUGCCGUCUGCAGCUGGGAAGUACUUUCCCUCGGCUCCUCUACGGACUGCCAGUCGACUCGCCCUUUGAAGACUGGUUCCGGCGGCGCGGGUGGCCGAUCGGGCCUCUCUCCACCGCUACUCCGGGAUCAGGACAGGAGGUGUGUGACUGGAUUCUCGAGUUCAAGGAUUGGCCAGCAACAGGCCGGCCGCCGUCGGGCAUCACCUUCCGACCCUGCGAGUUUACCGAGUUCGACCUGGUGCUGAAUUUCGCAGAGAAGGUGUCAAUGGAAAGGGAUAGCAUGGGCUGGUACGACCAGUAUGCCAAAUUGGCCAACACGAUGAACAUCCGGGAUAUUAUCCUCGGACUUGAAGGCAACACUAUCGUCGCGGCGGCCCUGACGUAUAUCAAAAAUACUGGGAACCCCGUGGCUGAAGAUCUCCCGUGGGCCAGCACCAUCGCAGGCGAGGUGGGAGGUGUGACUUGCAUCUGUAUAAGCGACGAGCUGGCGAAUUCUAUAAGCAAGCAAGAUUCCGUCAUGGUUCAGCUUCUCGGCUGUUGUGUUCAACUUUUCGCAGACCAAGGGAUUGACAAGCUGCUUGUUGAUGCGGUGAAAGGGGGUGAUGAAUUCUUCCAGUCCAUGGGAUUUCGAAAGUGGGCAAAGUACAGAGACAUCUGGCGGGAUGUGUAGAGCAACAAGGCGCUUGGCGUUCUGAGUCGUGUAUCGGAGGGCCAAAAGGAGGAUGUCUUUGGGCGCAACGACUUCAGCGACAUGA